AAUAUUUCUUGUCAGUUGCCUGAGACAGAUGUUGUAAAUAAUGAAACAUGUGCUGCAGUGCAUAAUGUAAAUUCUCAAGUACAUCGUUCAACAAGCAUCUCCCCUGAUAGGAUUUUUAAUUCUCCUACCAAAGUUCUAAUGCGAAAAAUUCAUAGAGAAGAAGUAAAAUCUCUUAAAAGAAAGCUUCAUGUCAUAAAUUAUAUCCACAAGAAAGCAAAGAAGAAAAUUCGUGAUUUAAAAACUGUCUUAAAGGAAUUACAGAAACGAAACCUAAUAACAGAAGAUGAAGGUGACAUAUUGCAACAUUUAAAUGAAGGUACGAAAGAAUUAGUAAAACGUGAUAUAAGAAAAAAGAAACUCUUACCUAUAGCCAAGAAAUAUCCUCCUAAAUUACGUCAGUUUGCUUUAUCCCAGUGAGAAAUGACAGGUUGAAAAAACGUCAAAUCAACGUCUAAAAAACCAGUUGAUAUAGACGUCUAAAAUUUGGUCUAUUAGACGUUUUUGUGUCUUCUAAAUUAGACCACUAUUAGACGUCUUAAAGACGUUCAAUAAAGGUUUAUUAAACAACUAUUUGACAUUUAUGUAGACGUCUUAAAGACGUUCAAUAAACGUUUAUUAAACGACUAUUAGACAUUUAUGUAGACGCCUUAGAAACGUCUUAUAAGCGUAUUUAAACGUCUACUACGUUUACACGUCAUCAUUAAUUGGGUUUAGCAACACUCGUAGUUAUGAAACUGACCAAUUACAGUCAUUCCAUUCUUCAGAUGAAUACUUGUAAUUAACCAGUUUUAUAACUACCGAUGUUAUUAAACUCGAUUAAUGGUGACGUAUAAACGUAGUUUUAAUAACGUUUAUUUACAUUCGUUUCUAUUAAUAUACAGCUUUAAAAAACUUGUAAAAAUGAAUCUUGACUAAUCUUUUUCCGCCCAAUAGUCAGUAAAUAGUCGUAAAAAGCACAUAAAAUGAAACCAUUCAGACAAGAAAACACACAGUUGAACUAAAAUUUCCGACGUGGCAUUUAUAAAUAGAAUUUGAAUAAAAUAGAAUAACAAAAUCGCUUUAAAACACUUGUAAAAAUGGGUCUUGACUAUCCUUUUUCCGUCUGUCAGUAAAUAGUCAUUAAAAGUACGUAAAGUGAUGCCUAUUCAAACAGGAAAACACAUGGAUAUUGAAAGGAGUGAAAUAUGCUUUUAUAUAUUACUUCAAAGAAACUUUACUUGCGGUCCAUUCUUACAAAUUUGGUAAAUAUGAGAUAAGUCAAAUUUUCACAAUGGAAUAUAUAAUAAUGGAAUGACAUACACAACAUUUCGUCGUCAAUCUGUCACGUUUCUACUAUAGCUCUAAUUUUGUCCGCGACGAAACGUUACUACCGUCAAUACGGAGUUCUCGGUGAGGCGUCAGGAGUC
Solenopsis invicta (red fire ant) is the source of this 1406-nucleotide messenger RNA. RefSeq lists its product as uncharacterized. The record is from RefSeq and is a predicted model, not a curated record. Lineage: Eukaryota; Metazoa; Arthropoda; Insecta; Hymenoptera; Formicidae. The transcript has a single exon. The annotation marks the transcript as partial.